This is a messenger RNA of Orbicella faveolata, 1450 nucleotides long. RefSeq lists its product as uncharacterized. The record is from RefSeq and is a predicted model, not a curated record. NCBI's taxonomy places the organism in Eukaryota, Metazoa, Cnidaria, Anthozoa, Scleractinia, Merulinidae.
GUUUAUUUUCUGUAAAUGAACAGCAAAAGGUGUACUUCCAGAUUCCUUUGAAGGUGCCUAACAUCCAGCGAAGGACUGGUGACGAGUGAACUCAGAGAACACUAGUUGCUAGGAGAUAAGGAUCCCAAGAGACGCGGGCGCAGAAAUUACCAUAAAAUCCUUGAAGUGAAGAAGCAUUCGGACGGCAAGGAUGUGAUCACGAAAAGUUCGACUUCUCCAUGGUUUCGCCGUUAGAUUUCUUGCUUUGGAGGUGACUCCAAAGCUUGUUCAUGGCACAGGGCAGGGAAAGGAAUAACUUUGUCCCACGGACCUGUGUUUCUCCGCUUUGGAAAGAUUCAACUUCGAGCAAUGUGGUUACGUUAAGAAUGCGGCCUCCUCAAACUCCAUUUACUUCACUCGAUACCUUCAUGGCAGCUCACAGCCCUCGCCGAUUUUGUCAAGCAAGACAGAAAUACGUUUUAAAACCUCUGACUGUGGAUAAAAGAAUUACAGAUACUGGAUUUGUACCUGUCCAACAAAAGAAAAGAAAUGACUCGAGUGAUGCAAGAACUAACAGUGUUCAUCAACGGCAAAGUCACCAACGUGUAACCCACAGAAGUCCACCCAGUAAUACAUACACAACAACUGAUAGCAGCAGUGAAGGAGAAGUCAACACCCAACGAGUUUUGGCACUGGGAAAAUGUAAACUAAACAAUGAAGACCUAGUUGCUAGUGACGCCUCAUCUGAGUUGUACAGGAGUAGCUUCUUUCGGCCAGGGCCUAAGAUUCCAAUGACAUUUAAUCGCAGCACAUCAAUACCCACAAUGCCUCGUAGCACUGCCGAUCUCAUUGCUAUUGGAACAAUACCAAUAACAUCUCAGCGGCAGACUCCAGUUAAACCUAUGUCCAGAUCUUCAUCUGAGGAAGAUAUUCAACUCAUGCCCAAGACAAAAACUGGAGGACUGUGGAAAACAAAAGCAACAUUAAAUCUCAAAGGAUGUAAAUAUCCAGAUCCCAUGAUUGGAGCAAGCCCUUCCUUCCAGGCAAGAAUCACAGAAAUGGCCCAGCUGGAGGUAGAAACAAUAAAAUUUGAGAAGACAAAAAAGACGAGGAAAAAGGCUUCAAGUUCCUAGCUAAAACAGAUUACAUUAAUUUACAAACUGCUAUUUAAUAGCUAGUUAAAGGUUUUUCCAAUUUAAAUUAUGUUGCAAAAAGUGCAACCUCAUUGUUUUUAGUUCCUUUCAAUUUAUUGUGUAUUUCUUUGAAAUUCACACAAAAAUUUGUAUAAUUCUACAGCCAAAUAUGCAAGAGAGUGGGGAAAAACAUUUUCACCCACAUUUUUAAAUAAGCAAGCAGUGUAUAAAUUGUACAAACCACAUAUUGUUUUGUGUACAUAAAUGUAUAUAUUAAAUAAUUUCUUCAGUUGUGAAAAAAAAAAUUUUUUUUCAAAUAGAAUUUUAUUGGAACAUUA